GACGAACGCGAUGCGGUCGACGAGCAACAGCCUGGCGAUCGCCACGGGGAUCCUCGGGAUCCUGAAGAGCCUGGACUUUCAGCUGCACAGAAGAAAGCUGCUGAGCGCUGGCGGAACCCGUCAAAUUAUUCCUGGGUGGAUCACUUCAUCGCAGAGGAGGGCUCUUCUGCAGGCCACCGUCGAAGUGGCCCCCAAUUUGACAGUAGCCCAGGAUGGGAGCGGAGAUGUGAAGACGAUUAAGGAAGCAAUUGAGAUGAUCCCUAAGAAGAGUUUGGAUCCGUUUGUGAUUUAUGUGAAGAAAGGGACUUAUGAGGAAAAUAUCGUGCUCGAUAAGAAGAUGCGGAACGUGCACGUAUACGGAGAUGGUAUGUACGAUACCAUUGUUUCGGGGAGCUUGAAUUUUCUCGAUGGAACGCCGACGUACUCGACGGCAACUUUCGCUGUUAUGGGCCGAGGAUUUAUGGCCAAAGACAUGGGCUUUAAAAACACAGCCGGGCCAGAAAAGCACCAGGCCGUGGCCUUCCGUUCUGGGGCCGACCUCUCCGUUUUCUACCGUUGCUCCUUCGAAGCCUAUCAAGACACUCUCUAUGCCCACUCAAACCGACAGUUCUACCGAGAAUGUGACAUCACCGGAACCGUCGACUUCAUCUUCGGCGAUGCCGCCGUAGUUUUCCAAAAAUGCAACAUAACCCCAAGACAGCCUUUGGCCAGCCAAAAGAACAUAAUAACGGCCCAAGGAAAGAAGGACCCCAAUGAAAACACGGGCAUCGUGAUCCAAGGGUGCACAGUUUCCGCCCCAAAUAAUGUAACGGCCCAAACUUAUUUGGGCCGGCCCUGGAGGCCCUACUCGACAACGAUUUAUAUGCAAUCGGAUAUCGGAUCGGUGGUGGAUAGUGCGGGUUGGCUCUCGUGGGUACCCGGAACCGACCCGCCAGAGACCAUAAAUUAUGCGGAGUUUCAGAAUACUGGGCCGGGCUCGAAUACUGCAGGCAGGGUUAAAUGGUCCGGGUAUAAUCCAACAGUUAGUGCUGAGGAGGCAGCCCAAUAUUCGGUCCAUAGGUUUUUGGAGGGAGCUGAGUGGAUUGCACAGAAAGGGGUCGCGUAUGAUUCAACUCUUUGAUUUUCUUGCAUUUUGUGUGUAAUUUAUCGUAUAUUUAGCUUGCUAAGUGUUUGAACUGGAAAAAAAAAAGUUAGUUUUGGUUUUCUUUCGUAACGAGUAGAUGAAUGUAACUUGUAACUUGGUUUGUGAUAUUUUUUUUCAGUAUA
Molecule: messenger RNA, 1266 nt
Organism: Asparagus officinalis (garden asparagus)
Lineage: Eukaryota; Viridiplantae; Streptophyta; Magnoliopsida; Asparagales; Asparagaceae
Product: pectinesterase 3-like
Exons: 2
Coding region: 11-1120 (369 amino acids)
Biological process (GO): cell wall modification
Molecular function (GO): pectinesterase inhibitor activity; pectinesterase activity
Source: RefSeq, a predicted model, not a curated record